This is a messenger RNA of Engraulis encrasicolus (European anchovy), 1805 nucleotides long. RefSeq names its product dipeptidyl-peptidase 7 (gene dpp7). Gene Ontology annotation, biological process: proteolysis. Bases 212 to 1684 code for a protein of 490 amino acids. The transcript has 13 exons. Gene Ontology annotation, molecular function: dipeptidyl-peptidase activity; serine-type exopeptidase activity. Lineage: Eukaryota; Metazoa; Chordata; Actinopteri; Clupeiformes; Engraulidae. Gene Ontology annotation, cellular component: vesicle. The record is from RefSeq and is a predicted model, not a curated record.
GGUUACCUGAAUGUAUUGUACAGAAAGCCAGUGACACGUUUAUUUUACUGAAAAAAAGCAGUUCAGGGAUUGUUCUCCUGCACUCUCAUAGAUAGAUUUAGCCGAAACUGGAUCAUGUGACAACGCUCACGUGACAGAACGUGUUUACUUCUUCUUUUAAAAGACAGUCUGGGCUGAAGCACAGCUGUGGCUGAGCUAUCAAAUCUGCAAAAUGGUCCGAGCGUGGAUUAUUGCAACUAUCAUAUGUCUUUGUGAGGCUCAUUGGUCUCCCAAGAUGCUACAGGGGGAGUCCAAAUAUCUCAAACCAGAGUUCAAAGAGAAAUAUUUUCCUCAACUUAUGGACCAUUUCAACUACAACUCAAUGGGGAAUGGGACAUACCUUCAAAGAUAUCUGAUCUCAGAUCAGUACUGGAAGAGAGGCUAUGGACCCAUCUUCUUCUACGCUGGCAAUGAGGGUGACAUUUGGGAGUUUGCCCUAAACUCUGGUUUCAUAACAGAGUUGGCAGCACAGGAAAAGGCCUUGGUGGUAUUCGCUGAACAUAGGUACUAUGGCAAAUCCCUUCCGUUUGGCCAGGAUUCCUUCCACAUUCCCGAGGUGGGGCUGCUGACUAUCGAGCAGGCUAUGGCAGACUACGCCGUGCUCAUCACCGAGCUGAAGAAGGAGCUGAGAGCCCAGGCAUGCCCUGUCAUCGUGUUCGGAGGAAGUUAUGGUGGAAUGCUGAGUGUGUACAUGAGGGUGAGGUACCCCAACAUUGUAGCGGGAGCUCUGGCAGCGAGUGCCCCCAUUCUAUCCACCGCAGGCAUGGGGGACCCUGCACAGUUCUUCCGUGACGUCACUGCUGACUUUGAGAAUUAUAAGCCUGCCUGUCGGGAGGCGGUGAAAGGAGCCUUCCAGAAGCUUCAGGCUCUGGCUGAGAAAGAAGAUUUUGCUCAGAUCAAGUCUGAGUUCAGCUUGUGCAAGACUCCGUCAUCUGCAGCAGACGUGCACCAGCUGAAUGGUCUGCUGCGUAACGCCUUCACCCUCAUGGCCAUGUUGGACUACCCCUACAAGACAGAGUUCAUCAGCAGCAUGCCCGCAUUCCCCGUCAAGGUGGCUUGUGACACCAUGUUGAAGGGGAACGACCUGAUGUCUGCCCUGAAAGACACUGUCGGUAUUGUGUACAACGCCACUGGAACGCUGAGCUGUCUGGAUAUCUACAGCCUCUAUGUGGAGUGUGCGGACCCCACGGGCUGUGGCCUGGGCUUUGACAGCAUGGCAUGGGACUAUCAGGCAUGCACUGAGAUUGAGAUGUGCUUCGAGAGCAACGGCGUGAGCGACAUGUUCCCCGUCAUGCCCUUCACCCAGCAGCAGAGGGAGCAGUACUGUGCCAAGAGGUGGGCCGUGCUGCCGCGACCCGGCUGGCUCAAGACGCAAUACUGGGGUGACGAUCUAGCCACGGCCAGCAAUAUCAUCUUUUCUAACGGGGAUCUGGACCCAUGGGCCAACGGAGGGGUUAGAAAGUCCCUCAGCUCCUCCCUCAUUGCAAUCAAUAUACCUGAUGGGGCUCAUCAUCUGGACUUGAGGGCUUCCAAUCCUGAAGAUCCGGACUCUGUGAUCCAGGCCCGUAAACUAGAGGCCCAGAUCAUCUCCCAGUGGGUCACCAUGGAGAGGAUGAGGAUGAAGCAUCGGAGCCAGGAUUUAUAAACUACGCUGAAUAUGCAGGGAAUGGAUGUUAGUAAUUGUUAAUGAAAUAAUGCACCUUCUCUAAAGCCUUAUUUUUUUUGGUGAGUCAACGUUUUUCUAAUAAAAGAUUUUAAUCAAUGUG